This is a messenger RNA of Taeniopygia guttata (zebra finch), 2575 nucleotides long. It is a transcript of the gene GOLPH3L, whose product is annotated as golgi phosphoprotein 3 like. NCBI's taxonomy places the organism in Eukaryota, Metazoa, Chordata, Aves, Passeriformes, Estrildidae. The record is from RefSeq and is a predicted model, not a curated record. Gene Ontology annotation, molecular function: phosphatidylinositol-4-phosphate binding. Gene Ontology annotation, cellular component: cytosol; Golgi cisterna; trans-Golgi network. Gene Ontology annotation, biological process: retrograde vesicle-mediated transport, Golgi to endoplasmic reticulum; Golgi vesicle budding; Golgi to plasma membrane protein transport.
GGCGGGGGCAGGAAGCGGCGGCGGCCCCGCGGGGCUUUUCCUCCCGCGGCCGCGGAGCCGAACGGGGCGGGCGGAGCCGCGGGGGCACCGGGCGGAGCCGCGAUGACCACGCUGACACACCGGGGCCGGCGGGCCGAGGGCCGCAGCACCGACAGGAGGGCGGAGGGCGAGGAGGAGGCGGCGGCGGACGGGGAGCUGAGCCAGGAGCACCCCGAGGACUCCAAGGACAUCCGGCUCACCCUGAUGGAGGAGGUGCUGCUCCUGGGGCUGAAGGACAAGGAGGGCUACACGUCCUUCUGGAACGACUGCAUCUCCUCGGGGCUGCGCGGAGGGAUCCUGAUCGAGCUGGCGCUGCGCGGCCGCAUCCGCCUGGAGCCGCCCGCCCUGCGGAGGAAGAGGCUGCUGGAGAGGAAGGUGCUGCUGAAGUCGGACGCUCCCACCGGGGACGUGCUGCUGGACGAGACCCUCAGGCACAUCAAGGCCACCGAGCCAGCAGAGACGGUGCAGAGCUGGAUCGAGCUGCUCACGGGAGAGACCUGGAACCCCUUCAAGCUGCAGUACCAGCUGCGCAACGUGCGGGAGCGCCUGGCCAAGGCUCUGGUGGAGAAGGGCAUCCUGACCACGGAGAAGCAGAACUUCCUCCUCUUCGACAUGACCACCCACCCCGUCAGCAACGCCUCCGAGAAGCAGCGGCUGCUGAAGAAGCUCCAGGAGAGCGUCCUGGAGCGUUGGGUCAACGAGCCCCAGCGCAUGGAGCGCAGGACUCUGGCUCUGCUGGUGCUGGCCCACGCCUCCGACGUGCUGGAGAACGUUUUUGGAAGCCUGGCCGACGACAAGUACGACGUGGCCAUGAACAGGACCAAGGACCUGCUGGAUAUGGACCCUGAGGUGGAAGCUGCCAAAGGCAAGGGCACGGAGAUGAUCUGGGCCGUGCUGGCGGCUUUCAAUAAGUCCUAAACUUCUCCUCACGUGGGGUGGUGGAGAACCUUGGUGGGUCCCAUCAUGGUGUCCCACCACAAGGUCUCCCCAGAAGGACCUGGAACUGGAAGCUGUCAAAAGCAAGGGUACAGAGAUGAUCUGGGCUCUGCUGGUGGCCUCCAAUAAGUCCUAAACUUCUCCUCACGUGGGGUGGGGGAGAUCCUUGGUGGGUCCCAUCAUGGUGUCCCACCCAGAGGUCUCUGCAGAAGGACUUGGGGCUGAAAGCUGCCACAGGCAGGGCCACGGAGAUGAUCUGGGCCGUGCUGGUGGCCUCCAAUAAGUCCUAAACUUUUCCUCACAUGAAGUGGUGGAGAACCUUGAUGGGUCCCAUCAUGGUGUCCCACCACAGGGUCUCCCCAGAAGGACUUGGGGCUGAAAGCUGCCAAAGGCAGGGCCAUGGAGAUGAUCUGGGUCGUGCUGGCGGCUUUCAAUAAGUCCUAAACUUCUCCUCACAUGGGGUGGUGGAGAACCUUGAUGGGUCCCAUCAUGGUGUCCCACCACAGGGUCUCCCCAGAAAGACUUGGAGGUGGAAGUUGCCACAGGCAGGGCCAUGGAGAUGAUCUGGGCCGUGCUGGCGGCUUUCAAUAAGUCCUAAACUUCUCCUCACGUGGGGUGGUGGAGAACCUUGGUGGGUCCCAUCAUGGUGUCCCACCACAGGGUCUCCCCAGAAGGACCUGGAAUUGGAAUCUGCCACAGGCAGGGCCAUGAAAAUGAUCUGGGCUCUGCUGGCGGCCUCCAAUAAGUUCUAAACUUCUCCUCACAUGAGGUGGUGGAGAACCUUGAUGGGUCCCAUCAUGGUGUCACACCACAGGGUCUCCCCAGAAAGACUUGGAGGUGGAAGUUGCCAAAGGCAGGGCCAUGGAGAUGAUCUGGGCUGUGCUGGUGGACUCCAACAAGUUCUAAUCUUCUCCUCAGAUUAGGUGGUGGAGAACCUUGAUGGGUCCCAUCAUGGUGUCCCACCCCAGGCUCUCCCCAUGGACCUCCUGGGGCACUGGGUGGGCUCAGCUUGGGGAGGGACAGGGGAUUUUGCUUUUUCCCCUCCCCAGGUAGGGCUGGGAGGUGAGAACUUCCCACCACCACCACCACCACCACCACCACCACCAUGGUCCUUGGAGAGGUUGGCAGCAGCUCUUCACUCCUUGCCCUUGGGCAUUUCCUUCUGAGGCCAGUGCGGAGCCAGGGGUGGCACAGUCGGGGUGGCACAGCCAUGGUGGCACAUCUGGGGUGACACAGCCAUGGUGGCACAACCAGGGGUGGCCCAGGAGCUGCUCCAAGAGGCCAAACCCUGGCACAAAGGGGCUGGGACAACUCCUGGCUGCCUCUCCCACAGCCAGGACCAGCCUGGGAGCUCUGGGGGUGUCACCUGGGGUGGCUUUGGGGGGUGUUGGGUCACCCCCAACGCUGUCACCCAAAGCUCCUCCAGAUGUCUCCAUGCAGGAGCCCCCCGGGCUGUGCCCCCAUGGCUCAGCUGCUUUUUUAGGAAGAAACCAAGUGAAACUGUGAUUAUUUCUGUUCACAACCCCCUCCCUUCCUUCCUCCCCGACUUUAUCCUCCUGUAGAUCACUUAAAACUCAAUUAUUUCAAUUAUUUCUCUGCA